Molecule: messenger RNA, 1889 nt
Organism: Anolis carolinensis (green anole)
Lineage: Eukaryota; Metazoa; Chordata; Lepidosauria; Squamata; Anolidae
Product: chitotriosidase-1
Exons: 11
Coding region: 67-1464 (465 amino acids)
Biological process (GO): chitin catabolic process; carbohydrate metabolic process
Cellular component (GO): extracellular region
Molecular function (GO): chitinase activity; chitin binding
Source: RefSeq, a predicted model, not a curated record
GGUGAAUUGAGGUUUAAAAGUCUGCAUUCUUAAAAGUAAGACAGCUGAGCAGCAUUUGGACUCAGUAUGGGACGAAUAUUCCUUUGGGGAGGUUUUGCCAUCUUGCUGUUUCUUCAGAGCAGUUUUGCUUUCAAAGUGGUUUGCUAUUUCACCAACUGGGCUCAGUACAGACCAGACAAAGGGCGAUUCCUUCCUCGUGACAUUGACCCUAAUGUGUGCACUCAUCUCAUUUACGCAUUUGCGGGAAUGAAAGGAAACGAGAUUGCAACUCUGGAAUGGAACGAUGUGGACCUCUACAAGGAAUUCAAUGAUCUCAAAAAGAAGAAUCCAGGACUGAAGACACUGUUAGCUAUCGGUGGAUGGACAUUUGGUAGUGCAAAGUUUUCAGCCAUGGUGGCCACUCCUGCCAAUCGUCAGGCAUUUAUUCUCUCAAUGAUUUCUUUCCUAAGGAAGUAUAAUUUUGAUGGCCUAGACUUAGAUUGGGAAUAUCCUGGUGCCAGAGGCAGUCCUGCAGAGGAUAAAAUGCGCUUCACUGCUUUGGUUCAGGAAUUGGAGAAAGAAUUCCAGGCAGAAGCCCAACGGACAAAAAAGGAAAAGCUGUUGUUGACUGCAGCUGUAGCAGCUGGGAAACAAACCAUUGACAGUGGCUAUGAAGUCGAUAAAAUCUCAAAGUCUCUGGACUUCAUUAACCUCAUGACAUAUGACUUCCAUGGAUCUUGGGAUCCGAAGACCGGACAUGUCAGCCCUCUGGUCCCUGACACUGAUGAUGCUGUGAACUACUGGAAGAGCAAUGGGGCACCAUCUGAAAAGAUUAUUCUGGGAAUCCCUCUUUAUGGACGAAGCUUCACUCUUUCUUCCUCACAAACUGGACUCAAUGCACCAGCCUCAGGGCCUGGAACCGCUGGGAUUUACACAAGAGAGGCUGGGUUCUUGUCUUAUUAUGAGAUCUGCACCUUUAAAGAAGGUGCCACCACAGAAGUGAUUGAACAACAAAAAGUUCCAUAUUCUUUCAAAGGAAACCAGUGGGUAGGGUAUGAUGAUGUGAACAGCAUUAAAACUAAGGUUGCGUAUAUGAAGCAAAACAAUUUGGGAGGUGGCAUGGUUUGGGCCAUGGAUCUUGAUGACUUUGGUGGCUCCUUCUGCAAUCAAGGGAAAUACCCACUUCUUCAAACUCUCAGGAGAGAGUUGGGGCUUAAAGACCUGUCUCCAAAUCCCAGACUUCCAACUUCAGAGGAAAAUUCAAGACCCAAUCCACCAGAAUCCAAUCCAUCAGAACCCAACCCACCGAAAGCCGUUCCACCUACAUCAGACAACUUUUGUAAUGGCAAGGCUGAUGGGUUCUAUACUAACCCACAAGAUGCCACAAAGUACUAUAUGUGUGGCAGUAAUAGAGCCUACAGCUUUUCUUGCCCAGGAGGGCUAACGUUUGACAUUCAAUGCAAAUGUUGCAAUUAUCCUCAGUAAAACGCACCUCAUAUCGAUUAACUCCAAUGAUGGAUGCAUUGCAUUUUAAUCAGAGCUAACUAGAAUUUCAUAUGCAUAUAAUCAGAGCCAAGGAAAAAUAGCUAUUUUCUGUAUGCUAUUAUUCUCCUCAGUGUGUCCAGCUAUAUGCUACUCCAGUUCUCAAAUACCAAAGUAAUGUUAUCCAUUCAUAAUUGUCAUUAAGAGUGAGAAUGAUAUUGCGAUAACAAUAUUGAAGAAGUCUGAGAGUUGCAGUCCAAGAACAUCAGGAGACCCUCAUGAUUCCCACUACAUCUUAUAUCAAACCACAAGAUACAAGCAACCAUUGUAAUUUCCUUAGAAUAAUAUGUAUUGUUACAUAUUCUUUGUUCUUGUCUCCUAUUUUGCUAUAUAGAAAAUUAUUGGAAAUAAAUUUGUCUCAAAGCAGA